Vigna radiata var. radiata (mung bean) is the source of this 942-nucleotide messenger RNA. Its product is annotated as glutathione S-transferase U9. Gene Ontology annotation, molecular function: glutathione transferase activity. Gene Ontology annotation, biological process: glutathione metabolic process. The coding region runs from base 42 to 746 and encodes 234 amino acids. Gene Ontology annotation, cellular component: cytoplasm. The transcript is spliced from 2 exons. Lineage: Eukaryota; Viridiplantae; Streptophyta; Magnoliopsida; Fabales; Fabaceae. The record is from RefSeq and is a predicted model, not a curated record.
GACGCCCAUAGGCUUAGCAUGAACUCCAUCAUCAUCAAUUCAUGAGCGAAAUGGCAGAGAAAGACAAGGUGAUCCUACACGGGAUGUGGGCCAGUCCAUAUGCCAAGAGGGUAGAAUUGGCCCUUAAUUUCAAGGGCAUACCCUACGAGUAUGUGGAAGAAGACUUGAGAAAUAAGAGCGAAUUGCUUCUUAAGUACAAUCCGGUUCACAAGAAGGUUCCUGUACUUGUUCAUAAUGGAAAGGCCAUUGCUGAGUCCAUGGUGAUCCUUGAAUACAUCGAUGAAACAUGGAAACAUGCUCCCAACCUGCUUCCCAUCCAUUCCUACAGAAGGGCCCAAGCUCGCUUCUGGUCCAGUUUCAUUCAGGAUCAGUUGGUGGAGAAGACUAUUCUAGUAUUGAAAACUGACGGAGAAGCGCAACAGAAGGCAGUUGAACAAGUGUAUGAAAAACUAAAUGUGCUUGAAAAUGGAAUGAAGACCUAUCUGGCAGAACGCGAUGCAAAGGUGGAAAGCAACUUUGGAAUCGUGGAAAUUGUGUUUUGUGCAUUGUUUGGUUGUCACGAGGCUCAUGAAGAAGUUCUUGGCAUGAAAUUUAUAGUGCCAGAAAAGUUUCCAGUGUUAUUUUCUUGGUUGAUGGCCAUUGCAGAGGUGGAAGCAGUGAAAAAGGCAACUCCUCCACAUGAAAAAACAGUGGGAAUUCUUCAGCUUUUCAGGCAGUCUGCAUUGAAAUCUUCUGCUGCAGCCUGAUAUAGGCUUCACCAGUUCAAUGGAUUUUCUAUUAUUAUUUGCUUCUUCUGCAAGUCUUGAUAUAUCGUUCAGUAACAGGAUGAGUAUAUGUAACACGUAUAUUGUGACAAUAUUGUCUGUGGUUAUCUUUGAAUUCAAGUUUAAGGUAAAAAUAAAAAUAAAGUCACUUGAUUGUAAUAUUAAUUGUGAUCUAAAA